Messenger RNA from Crotalus tigris (Tiger rattlesnake), 2974 nucleotides. It is a transcript of the gene SCN1B, whose product is annotated as sodium voltage-gated channel beta subunit 1. The transcript is spliced from 7 exons. Gene Ontology annotation, molecular function: sodium channel regulator activity. The record is from RefSeq and is a predicted model, not a curated record. Gene Ontology annotation, cellular component: voltage-gated sodium channel complex. NCBI's taxonomy places the organism in Eukaryota, Metazoa, Chordata, Lepidosauria, Squamata, Viperidae. Gene Ontology annotation, biological process: regulation of heart rate by cardiac conduction; sodium ion transport; cardiac muscle cell action potential involved in contraction. The coding region runs from base 1128 to 1793 and encodes 221 amino acids.
CAAUGCAUCAAGUUUGGCGGCGCCCGCCUCCUCCGCCUGGCGCACGCUUUGAUUCAUCCUUCCUCGCCCUGUCCAGCAGCGAGUCAGAGCAGUUCCCGGGCGGCUCAGCCUCUGCCGCAGCGGUGCGCGCCGCCGGAGAAGGCUAAGGGAAGGGGGAGAGGGCGGAGCCAGGCUUCGCGAGAUCUGAAGGCGGGGACCGCAGUGGCUCCGACCCCCGUUGCGGCGCGACAAGGUUUCAGCCAGUCGGCCAGCCAGCCGGCGAAGAAGCUAUGGAUCCGGCCCUCUUGAGUCCCGCGGAGGCACCUGUCCGAGGAGGCGGCUGAUCUCGGGCUCCUCCUGGGCGCCAGCGGAGAGCUUGCCUUUUGCAAAGGGCUUGCUUGGAAAAGUGGUCUUUUUUCUUUCUUUUUAAGAGGAGGCGCCUCAUUUGGAGAGAAGCGACACCCUCCCCCGCCCCAAUUGAGAAAAGGCUUCGGGAAGAUCGCCCGGGGGCUUCCUCGCGGGCCGGGGGAGCCGCGACCUUUCAGCCGAGCAGGGCCGCAAGCCUCCACCUUGUCGGCCCGGGCGCACCUUGAAGCGAAAAGGACGCGGGAGCGCGGGUGGCCGAGCCUUGGGCGGCGCGAUCGGGAGCAGCAGCCGCCGCCUUGCCCAUGGCUGGCUGAAGAAGGGGACCCGCUUCCCACCGCGCCGCCGCUCGCCUUUCCUCGGGCCCAUCCCAACUUUUAUGGCUCCCCCAGCAGCCGGCCGCCUCCUCUGCUUCUUCGUGCCAUCUCGCUCCCCGACUUGGGUCCCUCGCAGACCCGGGGCGACGGGAGCAGCAGCAGCAGCCGUCGUCGUCGGGGUCAGGAGCGGCGGAGCGCCUCGUGCGGCCGACGUCCGUACAGAUCCCGGGGAGGAGGAUCGGGUGUCCAAGGCAAGGGCAGUGGAUCCGGCUGGGACAUUCCGAGCCGCGGCGGGGUUUCCUUGGGGCGGCCGCUGAGCAAGCUAUAAAUACCCUCCCGGGAAGGUUCUUGCCCAGGAUCGUCUGACUGUUGACCGCAAGAGGUUGCUUGGAAAGGGCGGGACGAGCCCACCGGAGCGGCCCACCUCCCGGCCGAGAAGGGAGCGCACCCUGGAUCCGAUCUCCCAGCAUGGCCGCCCCGCGACCCCUCUCGCUGCUGCUCUGCCUGGCCCUGGUGACCCUGUGCCAAGGUGGCUGCGUGGAGGUGGAUGCAGACACGGAGGCCGUAGUUGGCGAGACUUUCAAGAUCCGUUGCAUCUCGUGCAAAAGGCGCAGUGAAACAGAGGCAGAAGCUUUUACUGAAUGGUACUUCAAAGAAGAGGGGACAACCGACCUGGUCAAGAUUCUUCACUAUGAUUUCUAUGAAAAGCUCGUUGUGUAUGAUCCUCGCUUUGAAAAUCUAGUGGUUUGGAAUGGUACCAAGAAAAUUGCAGAUUUGCAGGAUGUCUCCAUUUUCAUCCUGAACGUGACUUUCGAACACGCAGGGGAAUACAUCUGCAGUGUCAACCGCACACUCCAUUUUGCCAAUGAGUUCUCCUACAACAUCAUGGUCAACAAAACCAUCCAUCUUGAUGUGGUUGAAAAAGCCAAUCGGGAUAUGGCAUCUAUUGUCUCCGAAAUCAUGAUGUAUGUCCUCAUUGUUGUCCUGACGAUCUGGCUGGUAGCUGAGAUGAUCUAUUGCUACAAGAAAAUUGCUGCAGCAACAGAAGCAGCUGCUCAAGAAAAUGCUUCUGAAUACUUGGCCAUCACGUCGGAAAGUAAAGAAAACUGCACAGGGGUGCAGGUAGCUGAAUAGCCCAGGCCAGGCCAUUGGCGGGCACUGGGAUUCCUGGUUUUUAUAAGGGAUGAGGCUUUGACAAGAAGUGGAGAAGAGGCAAAGUGACUCAGCAGAGCCAUCAGCAGCCCAGAGAAGAAGUGAGCUGGAGCCAAGCAGCCCCUCCCCCCACUGCACGGUCCUUUUCCUUAAUGAAAGCAUGCUAUUUUUAAUACCAGAGCUCUGUAUCUAAGCCAGCCACUCAGAGACAGUCAUGCAUAUUUUUCGGGGAAGGGUGGGUUUCUCCUGACAGGGCUUUCGCUCUUUCAGUCCCAGGUUAUCACCUUCCGGAGUGAGAAUUGCCCCUGCCAUUAGCAUGAUGAGAACAUAGCAUGGUGGCUUGCUCACGUAAUGCAAAGCUUGAGGUUCUCUCCCACGGUGGCCCCCCCAGGCCGGCCAGAGGCCUCUUUCCUUUAUGAGCACUUGCGCUUUCUGAUGUUUUGCACAUUUCUCGCGCUUCGAGUUCUUUCGGUUACUUCGCAACCAGCACUUUCGAUGGGUCUGUGGAGAGGACCCCAUCUUUCUCUUCUAUGCCUCAAGAUGGAUCUGGACUUCUGAGUGGCCGCAGCCAGCAAUGGGUUGAGUGAAGACUGGGUAGAAGACAACUACCUAAUGGUUCCUAAGCCAUGGAGGGAAUGCUCGGAUGCCAACCCUGUCCUAACUGAUGCAGAGCGAACUCUCUGGGGCAGGUACGGAUUGUGCCACCCAAAGGCCCAUUGCUAGCACAGGCGCCACCGUUCACUUAAUUUUCUACCAAGGUUUCCUUCCAAGCUGGCUGGCUGGCAGGCAAUGCAGGUAUUGACGGUCUUUGCAAAGGAGAGACGCCUUGGAAUAGAAAUCUGAUGGAGGAGGAGACUUUUGCUUCUCUCCCUCUGUCCCAGAGAUGUGGGUUGUCACGGUGCCCUGUGUUGGGCUUUGGUGGCUGAGCUUGGCCUUGGAAUUGGUGCAGACCAACCGUCACAGCAAUGCCAUCACCCCGUUGUCCUCCUCCACAUUUUCCCUUCCCAGAUCCAUGAUUACCUUGCCAGGCCAUUUUGGCUGUUUGGAGAAUACUCUGACCUCUCCCCCCUGCUCAGAUCCCCUCCCUCUGGGGCUGGUCCUAAGAACCAGCUGCCAUCACAAUAGAAUAGGGUUUGUUCAUAAAUAAAGACGAUUGAAUUUCA